AUGAAUAAAAAUAAACUAACUGACCCCAAACAUGUUGCUAGUGCUUUCAACAAUUAUUUCUCAAAUAUAGCACAGAAGUUAAUAAAUACACACCAUGACAAACUGCCAACCAAUCACACAGAUCAAAAAAUUCAUCCAAACACAUUAUGCCUGUAUCCAGCAACACCUGAAGAACUGUCAAGAAUCCUAAAAGAAUUACUUAAUAAAUAUUUAGUGAUUGUUGAUGAGAUACCAGAUGCUAUUAUCAAAGCUAGUGUAACAUUUAUUGUGGAACCACUAACAGACAUAGCAAAUUCAUCUUUUGAGAGUGGUAUAUUUCCAAAUAAUCUAAAAACUGUAAAAGUAACACCUUUGCACAAUAAGGGUGCAAAAAGUAAUAUUGCUAAUUAUAGACCAGUUUCAGUUUUGUCAGGCUUCAGCAAAAUUAUGGAAAAAAAUGCCUUAGAAGAUUUCUUAAAUAAAGGGAGGCUGAUAAGUGACUCCCAACAUGGGUUCAGAGCUGGAAAGUCAACACAGUCAGCAAUUUUUGCCUUCUUAAUUGAAGUAUUAAAAGCAGUGGAUGAUAAAAAACAUGUAUCUUGGAUAUUUCCAGGUCUAUGUAAAGCCUUUGAUGUAAUUGAUCAUGGCAUUCUCUUGUGUAAAUUAAGUAAUUAUGGAAUUAGAGGCCAGUCUGAAAAGUGGAUCCAGUCGUACCUCAGUUUCAAACUUAAUAUUACAAUUGGUGUAUUAUGCUCAAAGAUAGCUAUUACACUCCAGAUAGUCUUGCCAAUAGCAAUUCCUAAUAGCAGCUGCCAUCAAAUAUAA
Molecule: messenger RNA, 804 nt
Organism: Schistocerca serialis cubense
Lineage: Eukaryota; Metazoa; Arthropoda; Insecta; Orthoptera; Acrididae
Exons: 2
Coding region: 1-804 (267 amino acids)
Source: RefSeq, a predicted model, not a curated record